Molecule: messenger RNA, 468 nt
Organism: Brassica napus (rape)
Lineage: Eukaryota; Viridiplantae; Streptophyta; Magnoliopsida; Brassicales; Brassicaceae
Exons: 1
Coding region: 1-468 (155 amino acids)
Source: RefSeq, a predicted model, not a curated record
AUGCCACAUAACGAUCCUCUCCUCGUCGACCUUGACAUCGGCGAAUGUCUGGUCGCAAAAGUCCUUAUUGAUACCGGCAGCUCAGUCGAUCUCAUCUUUCGCGACACACUCGACAAAAUGGGAGUUGAUUUAAGGGAUAUGAAGCCUUCCUCUCGCACGCUCACCGGCUUCAACGGAGCCUCGGAGCAAAUGAUCGGGACAAUUCGCCUUCCAGUUUACGCAGGUGGUAUAACCCGCACCGUCAAGUUCUCCGUCAUCCGCGCCAAAGCACCCUAUAAUGCCAUACUUGGAACACCAUGGCUGCAUUCCAUGAAAGCCGUCCCUUCGACUUAUCAUCAAUGCAUCAAAUUUCCCGGAAAAGACGGCAAAACUCAGACGAUUCGGGGAGAUCAACAAGCCGCGAGAGAACUACUGUUCGCAACUGUAAAGAUGCAGCAACAAGGAGGAAGUUCUCGAAGUCGCAAUUGA